Molecule: messenger RNA, 2096 nt
Organism: Nylanderia fulva
Lineage: Eukaryota; Metazoa; Arthropoda; Insecta; Hymenoptera; Formicidae
Product: luciferin 4-monooxygenase
Molecular function (GO): CoA-ligase activity
Source: RefSeq, a predicted model, not a curated record
UUACCGCUCAUCUCUCCUAGUUUAUCACGGAAGAGGCGCGAGAUAUUUUUUCUUACUGAUAGAAGUGUGUAUGUAUAAUGCAUAUCUCAAGUAUGCACAAUAACAGAUGUAUGAGAUACUCAUAAAUCAUAUAUAACAUAACCGGUUAUUAUCUUAUAAAGUAAACAUUUUGUGCAAAAUCACUGCAAUCUUGCACAAUUUCAUCUUUAACAAUAUAUAUUCUUCCACGAAUACUCUUUAACAUCAGACGUGAAAAAAAGUUUUUAACAUGCCAAAACAAGUACAUAUUUUGCAUGGGGAAGGAGAAUUGGUUCCAGAACUUGACUUCUCUGUGGGACAAUUAUUAUUAAGACAAUUGAUGGUACAUGAUACUCGUGUGGCAAAUAUAGAUGCACACACAGGCAAGGAACAAACAUUCAAAUAUAUUUUAGAUACUAGUCGAAAAUUAGCUAUCUACCUUCAGAAGGAAGGGGUGACUGUGAACGAUGCUGUAGCUAUAUGCAGUGAAAACAAUCUAGAAUUUUGUAUUCCGGUGUGUGCCACAUUUUAUAUUGGUGCCAUUGUCUGUCCAUUAAACCCAUCAUAUUCCGAAGGAGAAUUAAUACAUGCGCUUACCAUUUCGAAGCCAAAGUAUAUUUUUGUUUCUGCAAUAGCACUUAAUAAUUUGAAAAAUAUAUUCAAAGAGUUGCAUUGGUCACCGAGAGUAUUACUGCUAAAUGAUUAUGGUAAUAUUGAUGUAUCAUGGAUAAGCAUGAAUAAAGUAAUAUCAAGUAUCUCUGAUGACAACAUGGAUAACUUUGAAGCUGUUCCUGUUGAUGUAAAUAAUCAUGUAACAGCAAUUUUAUGCUCAAGUGGAACUACAGGAUUAGCAAAAGGUGUUAUGUGGACAGAUAAGAAUAUUAAUACAAUCAUACGUAUGUUCAUAAGCAGCCCAUAUGUUGCAACUACUAUGUCUUUGGCCUUACUUCCAUUUUUCCACUCGUAUUCGUUUACCGUGUUGGUGAUCAGACUGAUAGGUGGAGGUAGUGGUGUAAUACUUUCACGCUUUGAAGAAGAAUUAUUUUUACAAUUAAUAGAAAAAUACAAAAUUGAAUAUUUAACUAUAGUACCACCAAUUAUGGUAUUCCUGGCCAAACAUCCACUUGUGGACAAAUAUGAUUUAUCUUCUGUUAAAAGAAUAUGGUGUGGAGCAGCUCCAUUAUCAGAGAAAGUUCAGAAAGCUGUCUCCAAGCGAUUAAAUAUAUCUGAAAUUAAACAGGGUUACGGUUUAACAGAAACUACUUUAGCUGUACUACGAUUUCCAGAAAAUGCAGCAGUAAAAUUUGGUAGUGUCGGUGUAUUAGCUGCAGGUGUAUCAGCAAAGGUAAUACCAUUUGGAGAAUAUGAGACGGAUAAAACUUUAGGACCAAAUUGCGAAGGAGAGCUAUGUUUUAAGGGAGACCAAAUAAUGAAAGGCUACUAUAAUGACGAAAAAUCCACUAGAGCGACAAUUGAUAAGGAUGGUUGGUUGCACACAGGAGACGUAGGAUAUUAUGACGAAGAUGGAUAUUUUUAUAUCGUCGAUCGUAUAAAGGAACUUAUCAAAUAUAAAGGCUUUCAAGUUCCACCAGCUGAGCUUGAAGCGAUUUUAUUGACUUAUCCUGGCAUAAAAGACGCGGCCGUAAUAGGCAUUCCGAAUGAAGAAACUGGGGAAUUACCAAUGGCCUUUGUUGUGAAACAAAACGGUGUCAAUGUACGCGAAAAAGAUAUAAUCCAAUAUGUAAAUGAACGUGUAUCAAAUCCUAAGCGACUUAGGGGUGGUGUAAAAUUUGUGGAUAAUAUUCCAAAAACUUCAACUGGUAAAAUAUUACGUCGAGAAUUGCGUACGUUAAAAUCAAAAUUAUAAACUUCUUAAAUUAUUUUUAUGAAGAUUAUAUUAACAAAAAUAUAAUCUUCCUUCUUAAUAUAUACUACUUUCUUCCUUAUAACGAGCAACUAUGGUGUAAGAUAAUUUACUCUUAUUUAUUACAAACUAUUUAAAUCACACAAUGUAAAAAUGAUACUGUAUAUAAUAUUCGGUGAAAUUUUAGAGAUUAUUAUGUAUUUUUUACAAGUUA